GAUGUGAAUGAGAAGGGCACAGGUUUGGACAGUUGUGGAGAAUACAGACCGCUUUAUUUCGUACGUUGUGAACGCAGAUAUUGAUGUGUUACUGAAAUAACAGAAAUCGUAUACCUGUUGUAAAGGCAGAUUGUACAGUAAUAUGAGAUACUGGAUAACACAGCGCAAUGGAUGAGAAAAGUCUGAAGCUGCUUCCCUUGGACACUGAAGACCAGGGUACCCAGAGGUGUAGAUUAGGACCAGGCACAAUGGCCAGUCUAGGACUGAAGAUUGGUAGCCUGGUUCAGAUCUCUGUCUUUGGUGGUCACUGCCUGUGCACAGCUUGGCCAAGAAGCGACCUGGCUGAAGGUUUCAUGCAGUUUGACUCAAAAUGUGUUACAGCAGAACUUAUUGAGAAACCUUAUAACAUGUGUAGCGUGAGCCUUAAUCAGAUCAAAAUGGUACCUUGUACCAAAUUAAAAUGCAUACACGUUCAAGUAUUUGUUAAAAAUGUGGAAUUUAAAAAGUCAGCGACUUUUGCUCUUCUGCAUGAACUUGUAAAAGAAAUGCUUCGUAACGUGUAUGUUUCGAAAAGCCACAUUGUGUCCUUUGCAUCACUAGAAGCUCCUAUUGAAUUAAUUGAAAUUCAGCGCUUAAACCCUUCUACCUAUGAGGCUGGCCGUAUCACUGCUAAAACAACCAUAGAGAUUACUGAAGUCAAGAGGUUGGAGAGUUACAUGUACCAGCUUAAGAAUUCCUCCAAGAUCCCGUUGGGUGGAAUGGAAGAUGUUUGUGCCUCACUUAAAGAAAUUUUAAACCUGCCAUUUCAUUAUCCAAGAACAUUACAGAGACUUGGACUAUCUUGUCCUAAGGGAGUACUACUCAUUGGGCCUCCGGGGGUAGGGAAGACUCUGCUUGUGAGAAGUGUUGCUAGGGAGGUGGGUGCCCAUUUGGUCACCAUCAGUGGCCCAGUAAUACUGGGCUCGAGGCCAGGGGAGAGCGAGGAGAACCUGAGAAGAAUUUUUCAGCAGACUAAAGAGGCCUCUGAAGAUGGGCCAUGUGUCCUCUUCAUUGAUGAAUUGGAUUCAUUGUGCCCUAAGCGGACAGGCUCUGCAAAUGCACCUGAAAACCGCCUUGUCGCUCAGCUUUUAACACUGAUGGAUGGUAUUGGGAGCGAGGGUCAUAUGGUCAUUAUGGCAGCGACCAACCGGCCAGAUGCUUUGGAUCCAGCGCUUAGGAGAUCAGGCCGGUUUGACAGAGAGGUAAUACUGGGAUGUACUUUUAACAGGAUUGUGAAUUUGAGAGUCAUUAUUGGUGCCCCGACCCUGAAGCAGAGGAAGUCUAUUUUAGAAAUGCUCAGCACACAGAUGCCUCUUUGCAGUGAUGUGGAUUUAGCCUCUUUAGCAGAAAUGACCUCUGGUUAUGUUGGAGCUGAUCUUACAGCACUCUGUAGAGAAGCUGCUUUGCAGGCAAUUCUCCACAGCUGCCAGGACUCGGAGAGUCACUUGAUAAGAAUGAGCAACUUUUUGGAAGCACUGAAGAAAGUUCAUCCAUCUUGCCUCAGAAGCAGCAUUGGUCAAACUGACUUCAGACCUGUUGCCUGGGAGCACAUUGGGGGUCUCGAAGAUGUCAAGUUAAAACUGAAACAGAGCAUUGAAUGGCCAAUGAAGUUCCCUGAGGCGUUUAUCAGGCUGGGACUGUCUCGCCCGAAAGGGGUUCUUCUGUAUGGACCUCCAGGCUGCGCUAAGACCACACUCGUGAAGGCUGCAGCCACCAGCUGUCACUGUUCCUUCCUGUCUGUCAGUGGAGCCGACCUCUUCUCUCCUUAUGUUGGAGACUCGGAGAAGACUCUGGCCCAGGUAUUCCAGCAAGCACGAGCGUGUGCCCCAUCAGUCCUGUUUCUAGAUGAGAUCGACUCGAUCCUGGGGUCACGGGCAAAUAGUAAAGCCAGCAGAGGCGUUCAGGACAGAGUGCUGUCUGUGAUUCUCAACGAGUUAGAUGGGAUUGGACUGAAAGUGACGGAGAGGAGAGGACCAGCAAGUAAGAAGUGCCUACAGGAAGGUUUGCCAGAACAGGAAUGUGACAGGCAGCUUGAUUACCAGGAGGUGUGCAACAAAGAUGUCCUGGUUGUAGCUGCAACGAAUAGACCUGACCUGUUGGAUGAUGCGCUGCUACGACCCGGAAGAUUAGAUAAAAUCGUUUAUGUGCCUCCUCCUGACCAAGAGGCCAGACUUGCUAUAUUGAAGAUUUGUACAGAGAAGAUGCCAUUAGACUCGGAUGUAUCCUUGGAAGAUAUAGCAGAAAAAACAAGUUUCUUCUCCGGAGCAGAUCUUGAAAAUCUUUGCAAAGAGGCUGCUUUGCUUACAUUACACGAAGAAAGUCUGGACGCUUCCUGUAUAAAACAUGCCUCCUUUGUGACGUCAUUGGAAAAUACAAAGCCCUCCCUAACCACACAGCAAAUUGAGUUUUAUCAGAAACUGUUAAAAAGGUAGUUUUUUUUAAUUUUUAUAGCACUCUCCGUUUACCAGGCAUUUGUAGAAACCUUGAGAUUGAAGUUUCUUUACUGGUACAUCUUUUCACUGUACAAUAAAAUAUAUUACCUUUCGA
Polyodon spathula (Mississippi paddlefish) is the source of this 2586-nucleotide messenger RNA. RefSeq names its product spermatogenesis-associated protein 5-like protein 1. Gene Ontology annotation, molecular function: ATP hydrolysis activity; ATP binding. The record is from RefSeq and is a predicted model, not a curated record. The transcript has 9 exons. The coding region runs from base 168 to 2471 and encodes 767 amino acids. NCBI's taxonomy places the organism in Eukaryota, Metazoa, Chordata, Actinopteri, Acipenseriformes, Polyodontidae.